AAAGAGGAAAUACGUCAUAUGGUUCGCCUCUUUUUCGUCUUUAAAUAAUUUUUAAAAUAAUGCUAUAUCUAUCGAAUGGGACGUGAUCGCUUACUGAUAUUCAUGAAGAUUUCUUUGUUUCGAAGAUAUUUAUAUUAAUUAGUAUUCAUAACGGACAAAAUUAUUAAUUUUAUAUAAUGUUACGUCACGUUUUCAUUCGAACGGUCGGCCAUUAGUAUUACGUCAUUGGCGGUUAGGAACACGUGAAAGGCGAAUCGAAGUCGUGCAGUUUGCAGCCCAUCCAAAGAAUAAUUUUUACUCAAACAAGUUUUUGGUCCAAGAAACUUAUUUAUAAACAAUCAUGGCCGGGUUAGGAAGACGACUUAUCCCUCUUUUGGAUCGCAUCCUAGUCGAAAGAUUUAUACCGGAAUCUAGGACCAAAGGAGGGAUUAUGAUUCCGGAGAAAGCACAGGCUAAGGUACAAAGUGCGACUGUAGUAGCUGUUGGACCAGGAGCCAGAACAGAGAGAGGAGAUUUAGUUCCACCCAGUGUCAAAGAAGGUGAUAGGGUUCUUUUACCUGAAUAUGGAGGCACCAAAAUUGAAAUAGAUGAUAAGGAAUAUUACAUCUUCAGAGACAGUGACAUUCUAGGUAAAUGGACAAAUUAAAGAGUUGAAGGAUAGUGUGAGAAGACUCAUCAUGAAAAUGG
Centruroides sculpturatus (bark scorpion) is the source of this 687-nucleotide messenger RNA. Its product is annotated as 10 kDa heat shock protein, mitochondrial-like. Gene Ontology annotation, molecular function: ATP binding; protein folding chaperone; metal ion binding. NCBI's taxonomy places the organism in Eukaryota, Metazoa, Arthropoda, Arachnida, Scorpiones, Buthidae. The transcript is spliced from 4 exons. Bases 341 to 646 code for a protein of 101 amino acids. Gene Ontology annotation, cellular component: mitochondrial matrix. The record is from RefSeq and is a predicted model, not a curated record.